AUGCAAUUCAGUCUCUCAACCGUCCUCGUCUUCGCGGCAGCGAUGCUCGCCGUCAACACAACACCUCUCGCUGAGAUGUCGGAGCUUCAGAUGUCGGAGCUUCAGAUGUCGGAGCUUCAGGAGCGUGCAGAUGUCUUGCAAACCCGGUCCACGGAAGCACUUGCCCCUCGUCGCAUACCCGUGGCCGCCAUCGUCGCCAAUGGGCGCGGCUUCAACCGACUCAAGGCCGGUGCGAACAACAAGAACAGGUUCAAGAAGACGAAAAACCGAAGGCCCCGAACCUCUACUAACACACCACAGCCGACCUUGGCACCUCAGGUUCCCCAAAAGUCGGGUGGCCUUUGCGGCUUCUUGGGCCUUAGCUGUUAA
Messenger RNA from Drepanopeziza brunnea f. sp. 'multigermtubi' MB_m1, 369 nucleotides. RefSeq lists its product as uncharacterized. The record is from RefSeq and is a predicted model, not a curated record. NCBI's taxonomy places the organism in Eukaryota, Fungi, Ascomycota, Leotiomycetes, Helotiales, Drepanopezizaceae.